AUGUCAUCGCUGGAGGGCAGUGGCAUACAGGACGAGAUAGACUUCGAGUGGCUGGGCAAGAACAAGUCGAUCGUGCAGACCAACUUCUACGUGGGCGGGGUGGGCGGGCGGGAGAAGAUCGUGGACCUGGGCUUUGACUGCUCACAGGCCUUCCAUAACUACGCCAUCCUCUGGACGCCCUCGCAGCUCGUCUGGUUCAUAGACUACAAGGCAGUGCGUGUCGAGUACAACGCCUCCUCCGUUCUCCCCCCCGCCAAGCGCAGCAAGCCGGGCGCACCCGUGCCGUCCAAAGCAUACCCCUCCAAGCCGGCCUUCUUUUACGCCAGCAUGUGGGAUGCCAGCAGUGCAGGCAACGGGUGGUGGGCGGGCAAUAGAACAACCCAAGAGCGCUGGGACGUACCACGCACUGCACGCUUCCUCUCCGCACUCUUGUUCCGCCCUUCUCAGUUCCGCUCCGCUUCCCCCAUGACUGCCAAAGCGCGCUCUGCGGCGCACUCCCCCCCCUGCCCCGUCUUCGCCAGCAGCACGCUCGAAUGGACUCCGCUCGGCCGCUUCCACCGCUUCCUCGGCGCCGCCUCCCUCCCCCGCCGCAUUCAGCGCUUGCGCCGCCGGCGCCACCCUGCUGCGCGCAAGGUGCUCGGCGCAAGCCGACAACGGCGCAUUCCGCCCUCCUUGUCAGCUGCCGCGCGGGGAGACAACCUCCUACCCGGAGGCGCUCUGCCAUCGGCGGAUGAUCCACAGGCGCCGCAGCAGGAGCAUGAGCAGCGGCGGAGGCGCAGCGAUGGGCGGCGAGUGCGGUUCGAUUUGGGCGACAAUGACGACGAUGAAGCUAGGAAAGAGACGAACGCUGGCGACAGCAGCAGCCGGCAGCGGUUCGGGUUGGAGCGCGGCGGGCAUCCGUUGGGCGUGCAACCCCUAGGGAACCUCUUCCUGCGCUCCGACCAUAACCCCCUUAAACCCCUCCGCAACGCGCGCGACGCGGGGCUCGGCGCACUGCGGCGCCUGCCGGACCCAAUCCUGCUGGACAUCGUGGGGCGGCUGCCCGCCGAGUCGCUGUGCCACGUGGGCAUGGCGAGCCGCGCGCUGCACGUGGUGGCGCACCAGGAGGAGCUGUGGCGCGCGCUGGUGCUGGAAUCCGCGGAAGGCGGGUUCGAAUGGGAGGCGAGCUGGCGGUGGACUUACGUGAAAUGGCGCAUGGGCGCACGGGCGCAGGCGGAGGGAGAGGGGGAGGGGAAGGGAGGGGAAGCAAGCAGGGAAGGGAAGGGCGUGAAACGGAAGGAGAAGCAUGGGGAGGAGCGCGGGGUGUUGCAGUACCGACCGCCAUUGAAGGUACCGGACUUCUAUUCGGACUAUUUCUUCCAGAGCUGGCUCUGCACCAGCCUCGCCCUGCCGCCCGCCUGGACCACCCACGACAACAUCCCGCGCGUCGCCGCCACCUCCCUCUCGCCCGCCGACUUCGCCGCCCGCUUCGAGCGCCCCGGGCGGCCGGUGAUCAUCACAGGCGCCAUCAACCACUGGCCGGCGUUGUCCCGGUGGCAGGACCGUGCGUACCUGUGUGGCGCAGCGGGCGACAGUGCGUUUGCGUGCGGGCCGGUGGAGCUGAGCUUGGAUCAGUACUGGCGGUAUGCGGAUGGAGUGCAGGAGGAGCGGCCGCUGUACGUGUUUGACCCGCGGUUUGGGGAAAAGGCGCCUGCUCUGUUGGGAGACUAUGAGGUGCCCGAGUACUUCCGAGAGGACCUCUUCCAAGUGCUGGACCUGGGGACGGGUGGUGGGGAGAAUGGAGGGGAGAACGGGGGUGAGCGGGGCGCGGGUGGAGCUGGGGGAGAAGGGGGAGAUGGGGGUGAGGGGAGUGCGGGCGGGAGGGGAAAAACGGGGGAAACUGGUGAAGUGGAGGUGGGUGCAGGAGAGGGAGAGGGAGAGGGAGAGGGGCAAGGGAAGAAGGAGGAGACGAGUGGGCGACCUGAUUUUCGGUGGCUGAUCAUGGGCCCUGCCCGGGCGGGGUCAUCAUGGCACAUAGACCCCAACUCCACGUGCGCCUGGAACGCCGUCAUCACCGGCUCCAAGAAGUGGAUCCUCUUCCCGCCCAACGAGGGCCCGCCACCUGGCGUGCGUGCGAGCCCCGAUGGUGCUGACGUGGCGGCGCCGGUGUCGAUCACGGAGUGGUUUAUGAAUUACUACGAGGAGAUGCGGCGGGGGCCGGUGACGGCGUAUGAGGGCGUGUGUGCGGCGGGCGAGGUGAUGUUUGUGCCGCAUGGAUGGUGGCACAUCGUGCUCAACCUGGAGGAGUCCAUUGCUCUCACUCAGAACUAUGUCUCCAGCGCGAACCUGUUGGAUGUGAUGCGGUUCCUGCAGCGGCCCAAUGCGCGUGUACUGGUGUCAGGCAUGGGCGAGGGGCAGCGCGAGGGGCUGCACGACCGCUUCCGUGAGUGCCUGGCGGUGCACCGCCCAGGGCUGCUGGAGAGGGAGGAGAGGGACGAGGAGGAGCGCGAGCUCAGACGCAAGCAGAAGGCUGCUUUCUGGGAGCAAGCAGCUAAUGCGGGUGAUGGGGGGUUCAGAUUUGGAUUUUAG
Closterium sp. Naga37s-1 is the source of this 2568-nucleotide messenger RNA. The record is from the annotation of a GenBank genome assembly. Lineage: Eukaryota; Viridiplantae; Streptophyta; Zygnematophyceae; Desmidiales; Closteriaceae.